UCUGCAUUGAAGCAGUCCUGGGGCAAAAAUCAUGUCCUAAGGCGAUGGAAAACUAUGUGGCGUCGAUGGUGCUGAGCGCAGUUGGUGACACGCUGGGCUAUUAUAAUGGGCGAUGGGAGUUCAUGCAGAGUGGCCCAGCCAUCCACAAAGAGCUGGCGGAGAUGGGGGGACUCGGCAACUUCAGCCUCCAGGGUUGGAAAGUCAGCGAUGAUACAGUGAUGCACUUGGCCACGGCUGAAGCCCUGGUAGCUGCUGGGAAAAACCCAAGUUUAGCACAUCUCUAUUCUCUGAUUGCAAAGAACUACAAGGAGUGCAUGAACGACAUGAAUGGCAGAGCUCCAGGUGCCACGUGUGAGGCGAACGCACUGAAGCUGGAUCCGGGGCGGCCGGACGGCUGGAGGAUCCCGUUCAGCCCCCGGGCAGGAGGCUGCGGGGCUGCCAUGCGCUCCAUGUGCAUUGGGCUGCGUUUCUGCCACCCCGCUGAGCUGGACACCCUGGUGCAAGUCAGCAUCGAGAGCGGCCGAAUGACCCACCACCACCCCACCGGCUACCUGGGGUCCUUGGCUUCGUCCCUCUUCACAGCUUUUGCCGUGAACCGCGGCGUCCCCCACCCCGGGGGAGGGGCGGCGGCCUGGGGGAAGGGGCUGCUGGAGGUGCUGCCACGGGCAAAAGCCUACGUGCGGGACACCGGCUUCUUUGUGGAGGAGAACAUGGGGCAAUGGCAUUACUUUGAAGAACAAUGGAAAAAAUACCUGGCAGAGAGAGGCAUAUCGGAUGGGGUCUCACUGCCUACCUUCCCCUCCAAGUAUGGCGUGGAAGAGAGAGACUCCUUCUACACCUCCCUCAGCUACGACGGCUGGGGGGGCAGCAGCGGGCACGAUGCCCCCAUGAUCGCUUACGACGCGCUGCUGGGUGCAGGGGACUCCUGGGCAGAGCUGGCUCACCGGGCUUUCUUCCAUGGGGGUGACAGCGACUCCACCGCUGCCAUCGCAGCCUGCUGGUGGGGGGCCAUGCAUGGCUUCCAGGGGGUCCACACCUCCCUCUAUGCCCACUUGGAGUACAGGGACCGCCUGGAACAGGUGGCCAAGGACUUGUACCACAUCACCUAG
Messenger RNA from Cariama cristata (Red-legged seriema), 1109 nucleotides. RefSeq names its product [Protein ADP-ribosylarginine] hydrolase-like. Gene Ontology annotation, molecular function: magnesium ion binding; ADP-ribosylarginine-[protein] hydrolase activity. Gene Ontology annotation, biological process: protein de-ADP-ribosylation. The record is from RefSeq and is a predicted model, not a curated record. Lineage: Eukaryota; Metazoa; Chordata; Aves; Cariamiformes; Cariamidae.